Messenger RNA from Coregonus sp. 'balchen', 4645 nucleotides. NCBI's taxonomy places the organism in Eukaryota, Metazoa, Chordata, Actinopteri, Salmoniformes, Salmonidae. The record is from the annotation of a GenBank genome assembly.
AUGGUCAUGCCUGACAAUCACCAAAAACCGAUGGUCCGGGGUCCUGUCCGAGUGGGCUUCUACGAUAUCGAACGUACUCUGGGAAAGGGUAAUUUCGCCGUUGUGAAGCUGGCUAGACAUCGCAUUACCAAGACCGAGGUAAGUGCUGAGCAAACUAGCUAGCUGGCUAGCAUGUUAAGUAACAGUGAGCUACAGUAAGCGUGUGAUUUUCUUGCAAAGGGCACUAACCUUGCCUUUUAACUGACAAGCUAGUUAACGUUACUUGCCCCCUGUAUUGCAGCUGUGAGUUAGCCAGCUAUCUAAAUUUAUAUUUGCACAUUUAUUCUGUAGUUAACUCAUUCUGUUCACAUUUGACAUUGACAUAUUUAGACUAUUUCACACCUAGCUAGCUUGCUUUGUUGCAAACACAGUAGUCUCCUUUUUUUGCUAAGCUUUUGACCCACACAUGAAGAAAGCUAUAGACUAGUACCAGCUGAUGUAACUUGUUAAUCAAAACUGUCUGACUGUGGUUAACUAGUAAAAUUGGGUGUCACCCAGUUUUAGAUGUAGCUAACGUUAGCCUAACGGUGAAGCUGAUUCAUGUGUGUGUUUAUUCCAUGAGAGCCACAUUAUCCCAUCACUUUGUAACCUCAAUGUUGUGCAAUACACUGCCUUUCUUUGACCAUGGAUCAUUACAUUGCUUCAUUACUCUCACUAACAAUUGUGUGCAGUUUGUAUAACAUUAUGUAUAAUGUGGUCAACAAGCCACCCAUAGACCAGGGUUUCCCAAACUCGGUCCUGGGGCCCCCCUUGCGUGCACGUUUAGGUUUUUGCCCUAUUACUACAAAGCUGAUUCAAAUAACCAACUCAUCAUCAAGCUUUGAUUAUUUGAAUUUGACUGGUGUAAACAACCACGUAAAUAUCUAGGGCAUGCAGCAUGGCAUUACUGCAUUGGUUACAUAACCCAAUAAUAAUGUGAUUUUGUUGCCUCUUCUUGGGACAAUCACUGUGGAGCUGCCGUGUACAUACUCCAUUCACAGACACUAAUAGCCCUUGAUCAUGACUCUCAGUUCCAUUACAUUACACAUAAGUCAUUGGACGAAGGCGUCUUCUGUACAGGGGUGUUUUGUUGAGCCUCGACGCUUGCUCUAAACCUUAACACGCAUCGCUUGCGGAGUGGUUUUGGAAACCUAAGGAACGUAUCUUUCAUAUCAGCAAUAAAUCAUUUUCAAGAAACAAAAGGUUAAAUUACUACACACCUUUAUAGGGUUCCCACACUUCCAUAUUACAGCGCUUGUUUACGGAAACAGAGGGAAGACAGGGUGGACUAGGGAGAGGCUAUACAGACACGCCUGGUGCCCAAAUUGUUGACGUAUGUUGCGCAGUUGAGAGUCGAGUGGAGAUGAAUGGAUUCGGUUUAGUCAGUCCUCCUGAUGAGCCCUUCCCAGCUAUUUAGUUUAUGCUGUCUAGCUGGCAACAACCGCAGCAUGGCGCUAGUUAAAACUUGUAAAAGAAAGUGAUGUUUGUUUCGAUGGGCGAAGGAGAAAUAACUUGUAGCUAGGGCUGGCACAAUUAUCGUAUAAUCGUGUAACCGACAAUUAUGGACAAUAACCGCGAACGAAACAAUUUCUUGGCCAUAAUCGUCUUACUACUCUUUUCAGGAGAAUGGGGGAUUCAACGUUAUAUUUAGUAUAUAUAGUUUACCCAAUAACACUUAUUCAUUUUUACAUGAAGUGGGUAAAGUUGUUAAUAAUUUUAUAAGCAGAAUGGCACGGUCGGGAGGAGAAGCAUCAUUUCCAAAAGUUCCAAGCGGUCAAAACCAUUCGUUUUGGAGACAGGGGUGUCACCAAAGCUGUUAUUUAUUCAUUAGGUAUGUCGCAGCAAAUUUUCUAAGAUGCAUUCAAAGCUAAAACACAUUUUUCUACUAAAAUGACAAUUAUGACAAUAACCGUGGCCAUUUGCAUGACAAUUAGGCCUAACCGGUACCCAAAAUCCAUAAUCAUCACAGCCCUACUCACGAUGUCACCGUGAUAUGCCAAUUAGCUAACAUAACGAGGUCGUAUCGAUGUGCUUCCCACUGUUUUUCUUCACCAGGCAACUGUAUCACAUGUCGCUGGUGGUAGCUAACGUGGCCAAUUUGUUCCAUCCCACUUGAUUAUAUUUUGAGUAGGAUAGCAGCCUUCCUUGAGAAAUAACUUGGAAUAUUGGUAGUCACCGUGAUACAGUCUACUGCUCAAUGGGAGAGUUUGCGCUGCAAGCCGGCAACACAACAUCACGGGGCACAGUGUGUCCUUAGUUCCUGCUUGCCGACUAAUGCCGAGCACUGCUGUCCUGCAGUAAGGAGAGGGAAGUAGCUAGAUAGUCUCUCUCGUCAGACUUUUCUCUUAAAGCAAAACAGAGUUGGUCAAAUAAUGAAGGAUCUAGAAUAGGCCAAUGCAAUGUCAUACCUUUAAAAAAGAAAGACAUAUGUGAUACUUUUAUAAAUGGAUUCUUUGAGGAUGUGUAUGGAGCCGAGUAGAUCUUAUAGUUUCUAUAAAAUUGCAUUUGAAGUUUGGAUUGAAUCACACGACUGGAAUCAUCAUCAAUGUCCAGAACACAAUGAGCUUUCUAUUCCACUGCGAUUACACAGGGGAAUUAGUAAUCAUUGUGACUGAGCUCGUUUUUAACACAGAUGGGUCAUCUUUCUUCAUUAGCUUUGAGCUCACAGAGCUCUCGAAGGUGCAACAUAAAACAUAUUUUGUCACUGAAACUUGGAGUCCUGUGCUGUUCCUCUGUUGAAUGUAGCCAAUGUAUCUAUAUAGCUAGUCAGUGGCACCGUUUCUCAGAUAAGCAAGCGAGUCACACGGGUCAGUUCAAAGAUCAACAUAAGCCCGCCUACGUGUUGAAACGGUCGAGGAAUAACAUUAUGUGACACCAUCUGCCACAGAUGAAUACAAAUUGAUGACCAUUACGGCAUGUGACGUGAGUCAUAAGCAUGCAGAGACAGGACAGUACAGUACUUAGAAUGACCCUCGCUGUAUUUUAUGUUGUGAGGCUGUUGAAGCCACUGAACAUAGGUCUACUCUGCUGCUCUCCCUCUGACCUUCAUGUUGUCCAGACCCUCCAUAUCCAAGGUGUGUCCCAAAUGUCACCCUAUUCCCUAUGUAGUGCACUACUUUUGACCAGGGCCCAUAGGUCUGCUCAAAAGUAUUGCACUAUGUUGGAAAUGGUGUGCCAUUUGGGAUGAAAUCCUAGCCUAUCCAUGUUGUGUGAAAUCAAUCUGUCAGUAGGAUAACGAUGGGAGAACUGGGGUGUACGAACCAAACGGAAGCGAACAGAAGCAAACGGCAAACGACCUACAUUCAUUUGUCCAAUAGAAACUCUUGUUUUCGUUGCGAAACGUGUUCUGUUACAAAAUGUCUUGCAACUGUUUGCUAUGGUGUGCAAUAAUGAUUACACCCCUAUCCAUCUCCUGUCGUUCCACUUUUUCAUUGGUUUCUUUCAUUACCUAGGACUGUUAGGUUAGUUCAGUAGUUACUCAUAUCGUCUUUGUGAUCUUGCGAUCAGUCGGACCUCAGUUCAUGAAUGCCCCCGACCUUACUUGACGACCUUGUAGUGGCUGGCAGUAGGCCUAAUGCCUCCAUCACACUGACAGUGUCAUUGCCUUUUGGUGCAACAGAAGUACAUUCAUUUCCAAUGGAACACUGCAUUUGCCUUGCAGCAUUGCGUUGCAGAGGCAGUUGCAGUGCGUUCUGUGACGCACAUACGUUGGAUAUCUCGAACGUAUGCAUCAAAUUGUAAUCGUACACAGCUUGACAGAAAUGGUUGCAGAAGGUGAAUGUGUUGCACACGUAUCCAGAUGAUGCUGUGCACCAUUUUGCGCAAUUACGGUAUAGGUGUGAUCGAGGUGUAAAUGUCUAAUAUUUAUAACGAAGAGCGAGAGGAGCGUUCGUGUAGUGCUGUGGAUCUAAUCAAGCAUUUUAUUGGGUAAGAUUAGUGUGGAAUGAUUAAAGGCCUCCCCUCGCUCUUGUUUACUCCCAGAGCUUGGCUCGCAGACAUUUGGAUCUCUUCAAGUCCUGGUGAUGAAAUGCUGUUUAUGAGAGCGAGACUUGGGAUAUUGCAUGUUAUCAUGACAUGGACACUGUUAAUCAACUCUCGCAAGGAUGAAGAAAUUGCCUGUUUUCCAGCAGCUUCUGCUAGUGCUUGCCCCCCUUACCUCACACCCAGUGUGGAUGACAGAAUAUAAAAGCUGUUUAUGAUUUCCUCCAGCAAACAGUUUUUUGUGUGCAAAAGAGAGCAUUUGAGGAGGUUUUUUGUCUGUGCUUGCCUUGCAAGAACUGAGAGUGCUGUGGAAUUAUAUUAUGGAGAGAUAGGCCUACUGCUUGCCACUUUUGCCUUGGACUUUCUUAGAAUUCUCUGCCUCAGUCUAAGCGACACUUUAAAAUGUAGGCCUACAAAAAAGUGUUUUUAUUUUCCUUUACACCAAAAGACCUCAAGGGAAUCCUUUGAAAGUUUUGUCCAGGGACUCAUCACUGUAUUCUGUGUUCCACAGGUUGCCAUUAAAAUCAUUGACAAGAGCCAACUAGAUGCUGUGAACCUGGAGAAGAUCUACCGGGAGGUACAGAUCAUGAAAAUGUUGGACCACCCGCACAUCAUCAAGUUGUACCAGGUAAGCCGCUCCUCUUAA